Molecule: messenger RNA, 603 nt
Organism: Olea europaea var. sylvestris
Lineage: Eukaryota; Viridiplantae; Streptophyta; Magnoliopsida; Lamiales; Oleaceae
Exons: 2
Coding region: 1-603 (200 amino acids)
Molecular function (GO): nucleic acid binding; zinc ion binding
Source: RefSeq, a predicted model, not a curated record
AUGUUCAUAAAGACCAAAAUAUCUGCUGGAAUUAGGGGUUCUAUCGAGCAAUACGACAAUGUUCGAGAAUUGCUGAAGGCAAUUGAUGAUCAAUUUGUGACAUCAGACAAGGCAUUAGCAAGCACCCUAAUUAUGCAGUUCUCAUCCAUGAAGCUCACCGGGAUUAGAGGCGUGCGUGAUCAUAUCAUGCGCAUGAGAGAUAUAGCGGCUCAACUAGAAGUGUUGGAAGUUGAGAUGUCAGAUACUUUCCUGGUUCACUUCAUUCUGUGCACUCUGCCCCAGCAAUAUGGUCCCUUUAAGAUCUCUUAUAACACACAUAAGGACAAAUGGUCAAUUAAUGAACUGUUGACCAUGUGUGUUCAAGAGGAGGGAAGGUUAGCAAUGGAAGAGGGUAAGAAGGUGAAUUUGACAGUUCCUGGAAAGAAAAAGGAUCAAGCCAAACAAAAGGGAAAGGGCAAGAUUCCUCCCCAGUCGGACAUCAAGAAGGAGUUAAAGUGCUUCUUUUGCAAAAAGAAGGGGCACAUAAAGAAAAAUUGCUCCAAGUUCAAAAACUGGCUUGACAAGAAAGGAAUUACACGACCUGCGGAAGCCAGUGGGAAGUGA